Molecule: messenger RNA, 3822 nt
Organism: Mycosarcoma maydis (corn smut)
Lineage: Eukaryota; Fungi; Basidiomycota; Ustilaginomycetes; Ustilaginales
Product: Chitin synthase 7
Exons: 1
Coding region: 1-3822 (1273 amino acids)
Cellular component (GO): cell septum; cell periphery
Molecular function (GO): chitin synthase activity
Source: RefSeq, a predicted model, not a curated record
AUGCCCGCAGUUGAGCGCAACGCCCCCUUCACAAAGACCUUUAUCCGCAAGCCUGGUCAGCGCAACGACACCUCGAUACCCUUGCAUACAGAGGCGCCACCUCCGCUCCGUCAGCCCACGCGCAUCGCCCGUGCAAAGACGCUCACUCGUCCAGAAAGGAGUCAACCCCAAGUCCCGCUGAUCAACCCAUCCAGUGGCGGUCCUGGCUUCUCGGCUGCCUCUCGAUCCAAGCAUCGCUUCUCUUGGUGGACUGCCUUUUCACUCUUUGUCACCUUUUGGGCCCCCAGUCCGCUUCUCAGCUCCUGCUGUGGCCUCAAAGACAAGCAAAGUCGUCAGGCUUGGCGCGAAAAGGUGUCACUCGUCUUUAUCGCCAUCCUCCUCGGCGGCUUCAUCGGCUUUAUCACCAUGGGCCUCAACGCCGCCCUCUGUCCAUCCGCUUCGAGCCACUCACCAAACACCUACUCUCGCAUCGGUACAGGCGGCGCCAUUCUCGGCGUUCACGGUUGGGCUUUCGACAUUGCUCAGGCGCAUCAUCUCCCCGAGGCCCCCGCCCUCUUCAGCCUCUCCACCUCCCGCCCCGGCUCCGACAUUUCGUCGCUCUUUGCCCGCUCCACCUCCGAUCAAUCGCCUGCCUGUCGAGGCACCACCGCUGCCUACGCUGCCGACGCUUCCUGCGUUGCGCUCAACGGCACCCUCCUCAAAGAUUGCCCCCUCGGCCCCCUCUCGCCCGCCACUUUUGCCCAGUACGGCAUGUACAACCAAACCCGCAAGAUCGGCUAUGGAUGGGAAGACGUUGAGAGCGCCAACUUUUCCAACUUUCUCGUCCUCGACGGCGUCGUGCUCAACAUGUCGCCUUACCUCAAGGCCAAUCCAUCGCCCAUCGCCGCCGACGUCGUCGACCUCGCCAUUCGUCAACAGCUCGCCACCAGCCCGCACCGAGGUAGAGACGCUACCAUCACCUUUUACACCAACCCCACCACACGCAACGCCAUCAAGUGUCUCACCCAAAAGUACGUCGCCGGCUACAUUGACAAGAUCACCCCGGGCUGCUUCAUCUCCAACCUCGUCCUCUACUGCUCGCUCGUCGUCAUUCUCGCCAUCGUCCUCAUCCGCUUCUUCAUGGCCGUAUGGUUCGCCUGGUUCAUGGCCGGCCGAAUGUCUUCGCCGCCACGUCCCUCUCGCCGACGCAGGCUUGCGCCCAACGUUCUUCCCGAAGGCGCCAUGAUCUCGCUCAACUCGUCCGGCGCCGCCCCCUGGGCCAACAAGCAGCGUCCACCGCCCUCGCAACCCGCGCGUCGCAGACGUGACUCGGCUCAGUCCGCUACCCCCUCGGUGCCCGACAGCCUUUCAGUGCACCACAUUGGCGACGAGCCCUACGUUGUCUGUCUCGUCACCGCCUAUUCCGAAAACGAGGAGGGCAUCUCCACCACGCUCACCUCGCUCUCAGAAACCCACUACUCGGACCAACGCAAGCUUCUCUUUGUCGUUGCCGACGGCAUGGUCACCGGUUCCGGCGAGUCGAUGAGCACCCCCGACGUCUGCGUCUCGUUGCUGGAAGCCGAUCCGCGCUUCGGUACGCCAAUCCCCAUGAGCUUUGUCUCGAUCGCCUCGGGCAAAAAGGAGCACAACAUGGCCAUGGUCUACGCCGGCCACUAUACGCGUGCCACCGGUCGACGUACGCCCAUGGUCGUCGUCGUCAAGUGUGGUGCCCCCGAAGAGGCCGCCGAUUCCAAGCCAGGCAAUCGUGGCAAGCGCGACUCGCAGAUGAUCCUCAUGAACUUUUUCCAGCGUGUCACCUACAACGAUCGCAUGACGCCGCUCGACUACGAUCUCUUCCGCAAGGUGCAUACGCUCAUGGGCGUCACGCCCGACUUUUUCGAGCUGUGCCUCAUGGUCGACGCCGACACAAUGGUCUACCCCAAAUCCAUGAAGACGCUCACCAACUGCAUGAUGCGCGACCCCAUGAUCAUGGGUGCCUGUGGAGAGACGCGCAUUGCCAACAAGACGCAGAGCUGGGUCACCAUGAUCCAGGUGUACGAAUACUUUAUCUCGCACCACCAGGCCAAGGCGUUCGAGUCGGUCUUUGGCGGUGUCACCUGUCUUCCCGGCUGUUUCUCCAUGUACCGCAUCAAGGCGCGCAAGCAGACCGACGACGAUUGGGUACCCAUCAUUGUCAAGCCCGAGGUGACGCGCGAGUACAGCCAGAGCGUCGUCACCACCUUGCAUCAGAAAAAUCUGCUGCUGCUGGGUGAAGACCGUUUUCUCACCACCACGCUCCUCCGCACGUUUCCCAAUCGCAAGAUGGUCUUUUGCCCCGAAGCACGCUGCAAGACCGAAGUACCCCACACGUUCAAGAUGCUGCUCUCGCAACGUCGACGAUGGAUCAACUCGACGAUUCACAACCUCAUGGAGUUGGUGCUCGUGCGCGACCUGUGCGGAACCUUUUGCUUUUCGAUGCAGUUUGUCGUCUUUAUGGACUUGCUUGGCACCGCAGUGCUACCCAUCUCGAUCGCACUGACGUACACCUUGGUCGUCACCUACUGCCUCAAUCCGCCGCAUUCAUUUACCGAAGCCAUCCCGCUCAUGUUGCUCGUCGCGGUCAUCGGUAUGCCAGCGUUGCUCAUCCUGCUAGCCACGCGCAAGGUGGUGUACGUACUGUGGAUGUUGAUCUACCUCUUGGCGUUGCCCGUAUGGAACUUUGUGCUUCCCGUUUACUCCUUUUGGCAUUUCGACGAUUUCUCGUGGGGAGAGACGCGAAAGGUAGAGGGAGAAGCCAAACAGACAGGACACGGCGACGAGGGCGGUUCAGCCACCGGAAACGCCGUGCCGCUCCGACGAUGGGAGGAUUGGGAACGAUCUCGUCUACGCAAAAAGAAGCGCGAAGAGAAACGUCGUCGCGAGUUGGAACGCCAGUUCGGAUCCGGUUUCCACAACGACAACGCUUCGGAUGGCGAUCCGGAUCGCAAGGAAGCUGGCAUGCCUCUGUCAAGACCGGGCAGCGACUCGUUCAGCGAUUCGGUGACGGUGAGCGACUUUGACGAUGACAAGUGGGGCAAUCAGAUUGGCGGCUACGACGAGACACUGCCCCCGCCGGUUCAGAUUGUUCGGCAUUCGGUGUGGAUAGGCGACCAGGAAGUGAUUAUCGAUACUGAAGAUAUGGAAAAGAUGCUCGAGACCGGAUGGGAUGACAAGGCGUUCCGUGCCAGAAACUUGAGCAGCGCCAGCAGCACCAACGCAUUGCUUCAAGCGCAGCAACCUCAGUAUCCAUCGGCGGUCAAUCGAAAUCGAUUAUCACAGAUGGGCGCGUUCGCAACCAAGCGCGAUGCCCCCGCAGUCCCCGAGAUUCCGGCGCGGUAUUCGAUGUAUGUGCAAAACAACGGAGGUGGUAGACCAGCUAACGGCCAUGGUAAUAGCAAUGGUCACUACGAGCCCGGAAGCUACGAGAUGGAACGUACACCCAGCCCAGGCGAGUAUGCUAGUUUGAUACGCGGCGGUGCGCCGUCGCCUUGCUCGCCUGGUUUCGGACCGGCGCAGCCCUACGGACACUCGUCAGCCGUGAGUGGUGGUGCAGGACAGUAUUCCACCGGUUCGCACGCACGCCAACGUUCAGGUGGUGCAAACGCAGCCUACAACCAACCGCAUCAGCAUCCACCACAGCCAUCGCAGCCACCGCAGCCACCGCAGCCGGCGCAGCCGACCAGACCAGGCGGCGCACCAGCAGCACCACCGCGCGGAGCUGGAUCACAGGGCAGCGGCUUUGCAGGCGCUCGACCAUCCAACCCUACCGGUCGCGGCCGAAGCUAUCAUGAUCGAUUCAGUUGA